AUGCCUAAUGUAAACUUUAUCCAAAAGAGAAGAAGAGAAGACGACGAUGAAGUUGAUGUAGGACGACGCGUACGCGCCAGAAGAAUGACUGUUGUCGCGUUUGACGAGAGUAGAGGAAGUAGAAGAAGAAGAGAGGAUGAUGAUAAUGGCGAUGAGGAGAGAAAUCUUUCUCGUCGUCGUUUGAAUCCUGAGGAAGGAGAGCGAGAAGAAGAAGAAGAAGAAGAGGAAGAUGAUGAAGAAGAUGAUGAAGAUGAUGAAGAGGAAGAAGAAGGAUCAGAGGAAGGAUACGAAGCAGAUGAUGAAGAAGAUGAAGAAGUAGUAUCCUCCUCUGAUCAAGCUGGAAUAGUAGAGGAUGCAGUAGUACCCUCUGUGGCCUGCUGGCGAGAGGAAUCUGAUGAAGAUCAGAUGGUUCCUGAAUAA
Molecule: messenger RNA, 420 nt
Organism: Cokeromyces recurvatus
Lineage: Eukaryota; Fungi; Mucoromycota; Mucoromycetes; Mucorales; Mucoraceae
Exons: 2
Coding region: 1-420 (139 amino acids)
Source: RefSeq, a predicted model, not a curated record